AUGCCAGAGCAACUCGGUCUUGUUGGGCGAUGGGUCCCUCGCAAUGCGAGAGUUAUCACGAUCCUGCUCGUUGCAGUAGCUACUGUCAACUCUGCAACCAUGGGCUACGAUUCAGCGAUGAUGAACGGGUUGAACAUUCUUCCUCAGUAUAAGGACUAUUUCCAUCUUAACAACGCAACUACAGGCCUUAACACCGGUGCGAUGUGGAUAGGCAGCUUUUUGGGCGCCCUUCUCAUUCAGCCAGCCGGUGACAAGCUAGGUCGCAAAAAUGCCAUUCUGGUUGCUGCGUGUAUCAACAUCCUCGGCUCGAUAUUGACAACUACAGCCCACAACAUAGGACAAUUUGUUGUUGGACGUGUUUUUGUCGGUAUAGGCUCCGAACUUGCCAGUGGGCCUGCACCGGCACUUAUUGCGGAAAUUCUGCCGGCGAAACAGCGAGGGUCGGUGCUGGGACUGUACUUUACUUGCUUUUAUGUGGGCUCUCUGGUCAGUUCCGGUAUUAACUAUCGCGCGGUUGACAUCUCAGGCACUUGGGCAUGGAGGUUGCCCUCGAUCAUCCAGGCUGUGCCAAGUUUGUUGGCAAUCGCCCUUUUGCCUUUUGUGCCCGAGUCUCCCCGUUGGCUUAUUAACAACAACCGAAGCGAUGAGGCACGCGAGGUGAUUGCGAUUAUACAUGGAAACAACGACGUGGACGACCCGGUGACUGUGGAAGUAUUCAAAGAAAUCGUUACUGUUUUGGAGAAGGAAGAACAGAACAACCCCGAGGGUCCUUGGAAGGCUUUCAUCUCGACAAAAGCUAACAGACAUCGUCUGUUUAUUGUUGUCAGCUUUGGAGUUAUGGUAGAGAUGUUGGGCAAUUUUGUCAUCUCAUACUACCUCGGCGAUAUGUUGACACAAGCUGGUAUUACUGACUCAAAGACGCAACUCCAAGUAAAUGUCAUUUUGAGUUGUUGGGCAUUCGCCAUCGCUAUCGCUGGCAGUCUCUUGAUGGAUGUCGUGGGCCGACGAGUAAUGACACUCACAGCUAUUGGUGGUAUGAUUGUAACUUUAUACAUAUUCGGCGGUCUUUCAAAGACCUACGGAUCGAGCGAUAACAAAAGCGCCGUAUAUGGAAUCGUCGCUGUAAUUUUCUUGUUCCAAGGAUUCUAUGCUUGGGGUAUAACGCCCAUGACCAGUCUCUACCCAGCCGAGUUCCUGUCAUACAAACUCCGUAACGCAGGUCUAUCCAUAUUCCGAACGCUCGACUCGAGUUUUGGUCUCAUGGCCUCCUUCGCCAUGUCCUAUGCCAUGGAAUCACUAGGAUGGAAAUUUUAUAUCAUCAACGCCUCUUGGAACAUUCUGUUCUUUGCAGCGGUCUAUUUCACCUGGGUUGAGACCCGACUUAUUCCUCUCGAGCAAGUCGCUUUAAAAUUCGGGGAUCUGGACCUGAAUACUCUUCAUGGACAGUCCGAACCAGAGGAAGUCGAUUUGGCUGCCGUUACCGAGGAGAAGAGUAUCAAGGGCUAG
Messenger RNA from Talaromyces atroroseus, 1506 nucleotides. RefSeq lists its product as hypothetical. Gene Ontology annotation, molecular function: carbohydrate:proton symporter activity. The record is from RefSeq and is a predicted model, not a curated record. Gene Ontology annotation, cellular component: membrane. The coding region runs from base 1 to 1506 and encodes 501 amino acids. Gene Ontology annotation, biological process: transmembrane transport; carbohydrate transport. The transcript is spliced from 5 exons. Lineage: Eukaryota; Fungi; Ascomycota; Eurotiomycetes; Eurotiales; Trichocomaceae.